AUGGCAGAGUCACAAGUAGCGGGCGGGUCAAUUGGCCACGUCCUCGUUACCGGUGGCUGCGGCUUCCUAGGGCACCACAUCGUCCGCCUCCUCCGCCUCCGCGACCCCGAGAGUCGCAUCUCGGUGCUGGACCUGAACACGAACCGCAAUAUCCUCGCGGCCGAAGGGAUCAAGUAUUAUAACGGUGACAUCUCGUCGCGGGAGUCGAUUGAGGGCGUGUUUGCGAAGCUCGAAUAUGGGAAAGUCGACGUCGUCAUCCAUACCAUUUCCCCGCCUUUCCAUCUAGGGAAGGAGUUGCAAUGGUCGGUCAACGUCGAGGGGACGAAGAACCUGCUCGAGGUCGCGAAAGGGGCGGGCGUGAAGGCGUUCGUUUAUACCAGCUCGGCUAGUGUGAUCAUGGAUAAUAGCAUGGUCUUGGUGAAUGCCGAUGAGCGGUGGCCGAUCAUGGUUGACAACGAUCAACCAGAGUAUUACUCUACGACGAAGGUGAUACAAUUCCAGAUGGAAACGGCAUACGCCGAACAUGCCGUUCUCGAAGCGAAUCGCAACCCCGAAGGCUUCCUCACCGCCGCGAUCCGCCCCGCCGCAAUCUUUGGCGAAGGCGAUGUCCAGCUGAUCCCGCCGAUGAUGCACGCCUCGCGAGCCGGGCAAUCGAAGGUACAAAUCGGCGACAACACGAACCUCUUCGACUACACCUACGUCGGCAACGUAGCCCACGCGCACCUCCUCGCCGCCUCGGCGCUGCUCCGCACGCGCGCGAUGGCCACGGCGCCCCUGGACAACGAGAAAGUCGACGGGGAGGCCUUCUUCAUCACGAACGACCAGCCGGUCUACUUCUGGGACUUCCCGCGCAUGCUGUGGAAGGAGACCGGGGACGUGCGGACGGCGAAGGAGAUCUGGGUGCUUUCUUAUAGCAUGGCGUGGUUCAUCGGGCUACUGAUGGAGACGGUCAUGUGGAUCCUCGGGAAGACGCCGAAGUUGACGCGGCAGCAGGUGUUGAAGAGCACGAUGACGCGGUUCUUCAAUAUCGACAAGGCGAAGCGGAGGCUGAAGUACCGGCCGGUCGUGAGCCUGGACGACGGCAUUCGGCGGGCGGCGAAGUGGUGGUUGGAGCAGGAGGCUCUGGAGCAGCAGAAAAAGUCGCAAUAGGUGUAUGUGGUAUAUUGUCGCGAUUGGUUGCUCUUGAGCACGUUGGCAUUCUCGAAUCGCUGAGAAAUUCUCUGCCGUCCGCUAUGUAAUCCUCAUUUCCCACCUGAUCUACUGUCAACAACCAGCACCAUGGACAAAUCCUAUUAGUUGGAUCCUGUUCCUCCCAUACCCCCAUUGAUCGUGACGUUUGCACACCACACUGGUAUAGAACGCGAUAGCCCCCCUGCGCCGCCUCCAAGCUUUUUACUACCAUCCUAAUAGGUAUGGAAUAGUUCUUCUUUGGCUUUGCAAUAGAUGAAAGUGGUUCUCGCCAUCUUCGCGGUCAAACCAUCUCACAUUGCCCACCAUUCACCACCUAGUUCUGUGAAUAACCAGUUAAUUGCGGGAAACAUGAAGCUGUAGUGAAGUGUUGCAAUUAAUCUGUUGUUCUAUCACCUGGAC
Molecule: messenger RNA, 1590 nt
Organism: Eremomyces bilateralis CBS 781.70
Lineage: Eukaryota; Fungi; Ascomycota; Dothideomycetes; Eremomycetales; Eremomycetaceae
Product: C-3 sterol dehydrogenase/C-4 decarboxylase-like protein
Exons: 2
Coding region: 1-1149 (382 amino acids)
Biological process (GO): steroid biosynthetic process
Molecular function (GO): 3-beta-hydroxy-Delta5-steroid dehydrogenase (NAD+) activity
Source: RefSeq, a predicted model, not a curated record